This is a messenger RNA of Morone saxatilis (striped sea-bass), 5723 nucleotides long. RefSeq names its product centrosomal protein 170Ab (gene cep170ab). Lineage: Eukaryota; Metazoa; Chordata; Actinopteri; Moronidae. Gene Ontology annotation, cellular component: centriole. Bases 33 to 4223 code for a protein of 1396 amino acids. The transcript has 18 exons. The record is from RefSeq and is a predicted model, not a curated record. Gene Ontology annotation, molecular function: protein binding.
UUAAGGGUCAAAGGUGAGCUAGUGAGGCAGAGAUGAGUCUGACUUCCUGGUUCCUGGUGAGCGGCGGCGGGACGCGUCAUCGCCUCCCCAGGGAGAUGAUCUUUGUGGGGAGGGACGACUGUGAGCUGAUGCUGCAGUCCCGCAGUGUGGACAAACAGCACGCCGUCAUCAACUAUGAGCCGAAUACAGAUGAACAUAAAGUCAAAGACCUGGGCAGCUUAAAUGGGACAUUUGUCAAUGAUGUAAGGAUACAGGAGCAAAUCUACGUCACACUGAAAAUGGAUGACAAAUUGAGGUUUGGAUAUGAUACCAACCUGUUCACUGUGGUUCGAGGAGAGAUGCAUAUUCCAGAGGAGGCCCUCAAGCAUGAGAAGUUCAGCAGUCAGCUUCAGCUGAACCAGAAAAAACCUACAAAGGGGGAGUUUUCUAAGUCUGAGGUGAAACCCUCCGAGGCUGCAACAGCACCAGUGUGUGAGGGGGCCGGCGCCAAGCCCCCCGAGGCCAGCAGGGUGGAGGAUAAGACGACAGGGGACCUAGCAGUGUUUCACAGAGGCACGCCACUCUAUGGCCAGCCUGCCUGGUGGGGAGAUGGAGAGGCAGAUGACCAGCAACAUGGGAGGCCAGAGGAAAAGGGCUUAGAUCGGAAGCGGGAAAAAACUGAAACAGACACCAAGAAAAGUACAGAGGUCCCAAAGUCUGCCCUCCAAACAGCUUCCAAUCAGGAGCCUAGCUACUUUGAGAUCCCCACCAAGGAAACUCCCUCAGCAGGUACAGUGAGUGCUGAAGCCCCCUCACAAGAACAAGAGGCUGGUGCGUCUUCUGCUGCAGAGCCCAGCCAUGGACACGCAUCCUUCACCAUUGAGUUUGACCCUGGGGCAACAGGUAAAGUGACUGUCAAAGAUCGAGUGGCGAAGGUGGGACCAGAGACCAGGCCACGUCCUAAAAGGGCCGUCGGGGAGGAGCUGAGUCCGCUUCAGACAGCCAUGGUAGCUGCAGAGGUCAAAGUUGCAGACUGGCUGGCCCAAAAUGAGCUGCCGUUGGCUCUGAAAGAUACAGUUACAGAGGAUGAUGGGGAAAGUGUGAAGAGUGAUGUGCCUGUACAACUGAAGAGUCUUAAAGACAGCAAACAUGAGGACGGAACGCAGAGCGACUCGGAGAAUGCACUUGGAGAUCAGCGCAGGGCUGCAGCAAUGGAGGAACGCUCGUGGGGACUCUGGGGCGGAGCAGGGAUGAAGAUCAGAGAGGGUCGUGCUAACGUACCAGAGGGGCUCUUCGCAGAGGAAGACAGUCCUGCUCGUCGUCGCAAGUCUUCAACUUCCAAAGUGGCAAGUGGAUUUGUGGAGAGGCGACGUGGAGAGGCACCACAUCAGCAGAGUGGCCGUGAUGAGUGCUAUCACCAUGGGGAUGAUUAUAGUGACAGAGGGACCUAUACCAUUGAGCUGGAGAAUGGAGAUCAUGAAGAGGAAGAGGCUAGGAAAAUGAUUGACAAGGUGUUUGGUGUGGAUGAGCAGGAGGCUGUGUGUGUGUCCAGGGUGGGGAGUGCUGACCAAAGAGAGAGGCUCACCUCCCAGAGAUCUGGUACUGGAGACAGAGGAAAGCCUGGACGCAUGGAGACAGAGGUUCUACCUGAGGAACUGGUAGUGGGUGGUCCUCGGUGGGUCUCACAGUGGGCUACUCUGGCUGCAAGUCACAUUAGGACAGACCCUGAGGGAUCUGGAGGGGAGAGUCACAUCAUGGUCACAGAGGACAGAGCUGAAAUAAGUGAGUCCAGCCACUCAGCCUCUUUUGCCUCAUCUGGCUACACAGAACGUAAGAGGAGAACCCUGCCUCAGCUGCCUGGUGAGGAGCUUGUUCUAGGAAGGAGGACCCCAGGAUCAGGCCUGCGUGCAGAUAUGGGGGAGAAACAAGACACAGAGCUACAAGAGAAGGAGAACCAGGGGGAGAAGAUGACCAGGGGAAAGAAUCGGUCUGCUCAUGGCACUGGAGGUAUGGGCAGUCACAGCGGCAGCCCCAGUCGCUCUUCACCAGCAAAGUCGCAGGACAGUGGUGGUGGGACAUCAGGCAAGACAGGUGUGUUGGCCAAGCUCCCCCCUCGUCCACUGACCAGUGGAGAGAAAAGGAUGGAGGAGGCACGGAGGAGGAAAAAGGAAGAGGAGAAGGCUAGGGAAAGUAGUGGGAAACCAUUGUUGAGGCAGGAGAGUUUUACUGUGGAGAAACCAAGCUCUAACGUGCCCAUUGAGCUCAUACCUCGUAUCGAUGGGCUCACACGCAGCAGAACUCAGAGCAGGGAGGCUGGAAUUGACAGCGCCACUAUCCAGAAAGACUCAGAAGCUGUGGCAGCCUUUCUAGAGACGACUGUUUCAGACCAAGGUGAUCCACCAAGUCAGUCCAUUGAAGGCUCCAUGUCACCAGAGUCAGACGUGGACACGACCAGCACAGUGAGCCAGGCUGACGGAGCAAAAAAAGUAGUCCAGAAACGCCGGACUCUUGCAGCACAGCAGAAGGAGAGAACGAUAGUGUGUUCAUCCAGCAAAGGCCCCUCUGGGGCCCGGGAGACCCAAGACAGGAGGGUCAAGACUAGGGCAUCUGGUCCUCCACAGCCAAGCCGCCCCUGGACUUCCCUGGACCUCACUGAUGAUGACGUCAACUCCAACUCACUCCUCUCUGACUCCCAGCCCACCUCUACACAGGAAUCUAGAAGCUCACAUACCAGAGCCCAGGCUGUGGGAGCUAGCACCAAGUCUAGUCGGGCUAAAAUCACCCAGGCCCCAGGCUCUUCUGCAGCCAAUAAAACCGCCAGUGCUCCCAAGCCCAGGCCCACCAGGGCUUCCUUGCUGAGACGAGCCCGGCUAGGGGACUCAUCAGACACUGAACCUGCUGAUCUUGACCGGAUGUCGGUAGCCUCUGAGGCCUCUACCGCAAGUUCCACGUCCAGGACUGGUAUGGCAAGAAGGGGAAUGUCCAGAAUAGAGGCUCUGGCACAGCCUAGGAGGCCGAGGGUGGGGUCUCCGUCAGCUCAGAGUGACUCAGAGGCCACUGUGACAAGGAGAGGUCUGGGGGCCCGGAGUGCUGCAGGCGAUUAUUCCAUCAGACAAGGACUGAGAGGGGCUAAUGUCACCUCAGUGUCUGGACCCAGAGCUAGGGCUAACAGUGCUUCCAAGCUGCCUGACAAGAAUAAAGGCACCUUUUCCUCUGGACAUGUCACACCGUCAUCUGGCACUCGGUGGCGCCGCGUGCCUGUGGAGUAUGCCUCCACCUCAGAGGACGAGUAUGGCUCAAACCGCCACAUGUCCAAGCAGGGCCACUCACGGCCAUUCCCUUCCACUCGUGUAGCCCAGCUAGGAGGUUCAGCGCCAGCAACUCCUAAUCCUGCAGGCCUGGCCUCCCUGAAGCAGCACUCCAGGGAACAGGACGAGUAUAUGAGAGACUGGACAGCACACAGCGAGGAAAUAGCCAGGAUUAGCCAAGACCUAGCCAAAGACCUAGCCAUGCUUGCGAGAGAAAUUCAUGAUGUGGCAGGAGAGAUUGACUCAGUCAGCCCUGCAGCCACUGACCCUGGAGCUCUGUUGGAAGAGCGUGUGUUUGAUGACAGCUUGGACCUGGGUGGUUCCGCAGAGCACAGCAGUGUUAUGGGAACCAAUGGGCGGUCUGUGGAGCUUCGACCCCAGGGCUCUGGUGGACAGAGCUCCCGGUCCAUCCGCAGACAGACAUGGAAUAGAGAUGAUGCGGUGCUAGACAGUUUAUUACUAGCAUCUGUGACUCAACUCUCAGCUAGGAUACGUCAGUCUGUAGACAAAACAACCUGCAAAAUCAGGAUCCUCUUCAAGGAUAAAGAACGAAAAUGGGAAGAGAUUGAGAACAAACUGCAGGCAGAGCAUGACUCUUUGCUACUCAAGAGCUCCAAUAAGGAGAUAUCAAGCAUUAUUCAAGACCUGAAGAGAGUGGAGAGACAACUGCUCGUAAUCGACAUGAUGGUGGACCCAGACGGCACCCUAGAUGCCCUGUCCAAUCUGGGCCUGACCAGCCCUUUGACUGACCAGAAGAUCAACCCUGGGACUCAGCAAGGGCAGUCGGUGUUGCACCCUGGAGCUGGAGCUUCCUCCAGCACACUGUCUGCCUCCAGGCCUGAAGGCCCUGCCACUGAACCAUGUGGACCUUCAGACCAUGCAGAGGUGGCAAAGCGAGACCCAGGGCCCAAACAGAGCUCUAAAUCCUACAAUUGAUACACUAAGAACAUAAUUCAGAAUGCAUCCUUUAUUGUUGGAUAUAUCCUGAAGCUCUUGGAGACAGAUAGUGGUGUGAGGUUAGAGGAUUUUCAAGUAUUUGGUUUCAGACAAAAGGAGGAAAGCGGGAGGACAAGGAUGCCUUUUCCGUGGGAAAGCCUGACUGCCCUAACUGUCAAUCAAACUAAAUCGAGAUAGGAUUUCAAAAAGUCCAACACUACCAAAUAGCAGCUCUUGGGAUGUGAAAUAUACAAUAUGAAAACAUUACAGUAUUAAUUGAUGGGCUUAUGAAGAAGCUAUGACAUAAUAUACAGUAACCCAUGUGUGUUUUUGUGUUGCAGCUCAUUAUCCAUUAUCCUUAACAACAUUGAAAAACAAACAGUUGUAAAAGACAAGAGGAAGCAAUGUUAAAGAUUAAAUUUCCAAAUUCUCGCCAUUUAAUUACAAGCCCUUGUGUUUGAAUCGUAAGCCAGUCAGCUUUAAGUCUGGCCUUAAGUGAGCUGACUUAAGGCCAAUGCAGAAACCCAGACUAGAACGGUGCAAUGGUGUCAAAAAAAGGAUUCAGCAAAGGUAUAUGUGUGUUACUCUAUCCUGCCAUAGCAUUAUUUAUAAAAACAUAUAUAUAUGAUUGCCCUGUUGCAAUUGCAGUCCCCAAAUUUGUCUCAGUAAUGAUUUUCCAUCAGAAAAGGCCACAUUGCUCAUUUCUGGGAAAGGAACUGGGUAGGUACAGUAUGUACCAGUGUAAAUGUUUAUUAUAGUUAAAUCAAAAACUCCCGUCCAUGCCUUUUCUUCUUGUGGCGAGUUCAUUUGAAACCAGUGUAUCAAAGAUGGACCAUGUGUGUUAAUAGAAACUAUAAAAUCAAAUGUAGCUCCCAGAAAGGUUUUCCUCUUCCAAAUGUAUUUUGUCACAAGUGCCCUGGAUCAAACAAUCAUUGCAGUUGGAGGUAGAAGAUGCUACAGUGUAUAGAAGAUGGUGAGGUGGAAGUGAAAUUAGUUUUUUUGCAAAGCUGAUAUAUAUGUUAAUAUUCAUCUCUGUGGGACCAGGACAUGACAUGCCCCCUGUGACACUCCUUUAUAGUGUUAAUGUCCUCGACCAAAAACAAAGCAGGGUGAAAGCCAGCUGCCUGUAAAUGAGCAGUUUGUCAAAUUAUCUUCUGAUCACAGACAAAAUGUUGUGUUUGAACCAGCAUAGACAGGGGCUACCUCCAAGUCCUGCAGCAGCAUUUUACUGUUACAGAUGCAAUGGAAGGAUGGGAACUGUAGUUGGUUUUCCAAUGUCUUGCCUCAUACCAAUGUUUACAUAUGAAUGUAACCUGAUCAGAACUGUUGAACAAUUUUAGCCAAAACAACUUUAAUAAAGAUUAAUAACUGCAUUUUGUCUUUAUUUAUGUUUGAGCAUUUGGAGAAUUUUUGUUUGGAUGUUUUGUAUGAAGUUUUUUUUGGUUUUGUAAUGAUGUUAGGUUAAAUGUUGACCUUGCAAUACCUGUGUUUUGUUUGUCU